Messenger RNA from Solanum tuberosum (potato), 315 nucleotides. RefSeq lists its product as uncharacterized. Gene Ontology annotation, molecular function: zinc ion binding; nucleic acid binding. The transcript is spliced from 2 exons. Bases 1 to 315 code for a protein of 104 amino acids. NCBI's taxonomy places the organism in Eukaryota, Viridiplantae, Streptophyta, Magnoliopsida, Solanales, Solanaceae. The record is from RefSeq and is a predicted model, not a curated record.
AUGGCGCAAGGGGGUAGUAACCCUCCUUCCUGCGCUAAGUAUGGUAGGAAUCACUCAGGUACUUGUUGUGAAAGCUCCACUGGUUGUUUCAAGUGUGGCCAGAAUGGUCAUUACAUGCGAGAAUGUCCAAAGAAUAAGCAGGGUAACGGGAAUGGGGGCAAUAGAGAUAGAGUUGCACCUAGAGGGGCAAUUUCAGGUACUGGAAGAGGAACAAACCGCCUAUAUGCUAUCACAAGUCGCCAAGUGCAAGAGGAUUCUCCAGAUGUUGUUACUGGCCACAUUAUGUUUGGAGAGGGAAAUAAAGUUGGUACUUAG